UAACCAUCCAACCAACACACCUCACCACCCACGGACCUCACCGACUUUACAAUGAGCGACGACAACGACAAUAACAGCAGCAGCAGCAGAGGCAGCCGACCACCGGGGGGACGCAUAACGAGGAUCCCGCCCACCGCACAUCCACUCGAGUACCUCUCGCAAGUGUUCCAGCCGCUGGUAGCGGACGAGCGACACGUACACAAGCCGAACCCGAUCAUGCUGUACCUUGUCCACUGGGGGCCCGAUGCAUACUUGCGCACAGUUGCGAAGGGGACAUUCGCGAUGCUGGAGACACUGCGGGUGGGGAAGGGAAUGACGCCGCGGCAGGAGGAGCUGGACGCGGGGCUGGAGCUGAGCUCGCGGGCGGCGUGCUGGCGCAGCUGGGGCACGCCGGUCGGGGUGGUGACGGGGACGGCGUACCAAUUCUACAAGCUGCGGACGUCGGCGAGCUGGGAGCUGUUCUUCGAGCCGCAGAUGGCCAAGGAGGAGGGCGGCCGGCUGACGUGGGCGGCCUUCCGGCGCGGCUGGAACAACAUGGCCGGCGCCAGCGUCUCCGGCAGCUCGCGCCAGCAGCUCCUCGUCCGCGCUUUCUCCAUCAUCGUCUGGACCCUCACCAUGGAUACCGUCGCCGUCGUCUGGCAGAACUACAAGUCCCUCGGCGUGCUGCGCUCCGACCCCCGUCUCGCCCGCUUCACCCAGAGCCUCGGCAUCUUCACGGACCCCGACUCUCAUCGCGCCGAUGCCGAGAAGCUGCAGACCUUCGAGCAGCAGCAGCGUAAGCAUAUGGCGGAGGAGGCCGCUAGGCGCCAGGCCGAGAGUGGCGGCGAUGGCUCGCCUGUCGCUGAGGGUACCGAUGACUACUACUCCCGCUAUGACCAGAGCUACUCCUCCGGUGAUGAGCAGCGGGCCACUCCCUCUACCUCUAGCUGGGGUCCCCGGUCGGUUGGUUCGUCAACACAGCGCAAUGAGAAGUCCAGCGGCGGCAGCGGCGCAGACUUCUUCGGCGACGACGACGACAGUGCGAGUCCCGUGGCGAAGGAGUAUCGCGGACCCUCGACGACAACGGGUGGAAGUGCUUGGGACCGGGUUCGGAAGACCGCCAUGCAGGGCGCGUCCAACUCGCAGAGCACGGAAUGGUCUCGUGCCCAGCGGGAGAGCGAAACUCACAGUGAGCGCGAGAUUGCCCAGGCUGACUUUGACCGCAUGCUCGAGGCCGAACGGCACGUGGGAUCGGAUUCGGGGAGAAGAAGCGGCGGAUCGAGCACAUGGUAAAUUUCGCUCCUCGCAGCUUGUGUAUAAUUAUAAGAGCGCGCUCUAUUUUCUUUCUCAUUCAACAGACCGGGGUCUCGCAAAUCCCCAUGUGUACGAACAAAUCUCCUCAUGUCAUCUACUGAAGCACUCUCUGGCGUUGUCUUACUUUUUUAGGAGGGCCCACUACUAUCAAACAAUAACACAAACAAUCCAU
Molecule: messenger RNA, 1465 nt
Organism: Aspergillus homomorphus CBS 101889
Lineage: Eukaryota; Fungi; Ascomycota; Eurotiomycetes; Eurotiales; Aspergillaceae
Product: putative endo-1,3(4)-beta-glucanase
Exons: 1
Coding region: 52-1272 (406 amino acids)
Source: RefSeq, a predicted model, not a curated record